CUAUAUGUCGUCUUACUAAAAGGUUAAAUUCUUCGCACAUCGACAUUUUUGUGAAACAUGAGUCUGGAAGACGAAAGCUUUCCCGCUGACGAGCUGUUCGAACAUCUAAACUGCGUGGGCACAGGUGCUCCACGUCAGUUCAAGAGUCAGUUUGACGAACACGAUCAGCCAGAGGCAUUUGAGCGCAAUCCGGCGCCAUUUUUAACCAGCGACUGCUCUGAUGAGAGUUCGUUCAUUGAUGCCGUCAACAAGAGCGCCAAGACCUGUGUCAGUGACCCGGUGGGCCGGGACCAGGGCGAAGAAGAGGUAGACAAAGAUUUUGCGGAGUCAGCGCUAGCGAACGGUAAUUCCAAAGUUCAGAUGGGCAGUUCCCGGAACAGCAAGUCUGUCUCCUACCAGGACAUUCACUCGGCGCACACAAAGCGGCGCUACCAGCACGUCACUAGCAAAGUGGCAAAGUACAUAGCGGACAUCCAAGCCGAGGACCAGCAGCGUCGCAAUGCGAUCAAGAAGUUCCAGCGCCACAGCUCCAUGCCGGAGUAUUUGACGCCCACAUCCAGUGCGCGCGGGGCCCACUUCAGUGUGGACGAGCUGCACAAUCUGGACGAGUCUCUGGAUAACAGCAGUGCGGGAAACAUGACCGAUAGCAAGACACCCAACGACAGCUACGAGCGCCUCACCGAGAUGGAGCGCCUGCAGAAUGACAAGGAGGACCUGAAAGUCGUAAAAGAGCGCCUGGAGGACGAGAAGUUGCAGCUGCAGUCCUACAAUGACUUUCUGCAGACCAAGCUGGACGAUAAGGCUAUGGAGAACUUGCAGCUGCGGCGCAACAUUGAUGCCUUGCGCAUCGAUCUGACCGACUGCCAAGAGAAGUUGAAACGCAAUCAACAUUACUCGCUCCGCCCCCCCAACUUCUGUCCGCAUGCGAGCGUCCCCAAGGCCACGCAAACCGACCAGGAGUUGCUCUCAUUUGCCCUUGCAGACAGCGCUACGCCCCUCCCCGACUCCAAUCCGAAAAAUCUCACCUACGACAGCAGUGCCGGUUCCAUUGAGGUGGCCCUGCUGAGCGUGGCCCCUGCCGCCCGCAAGCCCAAUCCCGGAAAGCCGAAAAAGAACAUCCAGCCGCUCUCACUGGACUUCAGCAACGACAGCACCGAAGCAGAGCCAAAUGGAAAUGUCGGUGCCUCCACGGGUCACUCAUCCUCCCGAGCCGUCACCUCCAGACUGGCCGCGGCCCCUAACAACUCUGAGAGCAGCCACCCAAGCAGUAACGACUCGGCCAUCGAGGUGGAGGCCCUCGAUUUGCGCUCACCGUACCAUCGCCAGCCCCAGGGCAGCAUCUACCCGCCGAUGCAAGAUUGGGUUCACAGCGACGGCAUCUACUAUUUCGAUAAUCGCAACAAUCGCGUCAUCGAGGUUCGGUCUAUUAAUAUAAGUCAGAAUAUGAGCUCCAAUCCAGAUGAAUCCGGAACCAGCGAAAGAAACCUCCUGGACCAGUCCCACGUGCAGCUCCGGCACAAGAGAACUUCCAUGGGCUCGCGCAUUCUGCGUCUCUUUGGGCCUUGUGUCCGCUGCACAGACGCGAACCAAUCGGUCAACGCCAGUAGUGCCACCUACACCAUUGGCCUGCCCUUGCUGCGCGAGGAAUACAGCGGUCGCCACACCCACGCCGAACGCUGAUCUAUAUACAAAUACUAUGUGUCGUUUUGCUUUCUUUCGUUUUAAUUAUUGUAUCCAAAUUUAUAAUUUUAUGUUGCGUAAGGUCUCCUUAAUGUAGCCCACUCUUUUAGCCGCCUGAUUGGCGAGAGUAUCCCGUAGUCCACAAUAUGUAUAUCCAUGUAAUCCAAGUUGAAAUUCCAGUUUAAAUAUAUGUAUAUUUUC
Messenger RNA from Drosophila obscura, 1881 nucleotides. RefSeq names its product protein swallow. Lineage: Eukaryota; Metazoa; Arthropoda; Insecta; Diptera; Drosophilidae. The coding region runs from base 58 to 1680 and encodes 540 amino acids. The transcript has 3 exons. The record is from RefSeq and is a predicted model, not a curated record.